AUGCCUCCUCCACCACCUCCGCCGCCGCCGCUCCCGGGUAUGGGGGGGCCACCGCCUCCUCCCCCUCCCCCUGGCGGACUUCCACGGCCGGCUGCUGGUGCUGGCCGAGGUGCUUUACUUAGCGAUAUAUCGAAAGGGAGGGCCCUUAGAAAGGCCGUUACGAAUGAUCGUUCAGCUCCCCAGGUAGCGAAGGCGUCAGGGGGAGGAGGAGGCGGAAUGCCCACUGGAGGAGCACCACCUGUUCCUGUAAUACCUAGGGGGGCUCCAGCCGUUCCGGGCGGCCUCGCACCACCGGUCCCGGGAAAUAGAGCUAGCAACAAUGACCAUAGUAGCGGCGGAGUGGCAGAGCCCGCGCCGCAGUUAGCAGGUUUAUUUGUGGGCGGCAUGCCGAAGCUAAAGAAACGAGGUGGAGGUGUAGAUACAGGAGAAUCGUCAGGCCCGAAAGCGCCGUUAGUACCGAGACCGCCUGUCGGAUCCGCCCCCGCCGUACCAAUAGCUCCAGCUCGUGCAGUACCCACACCCCCGACUACGGUCUCUCACGCCUCGGUAGCGACUCUAAGGAAGGCGAUCAGUGAUGUCCCAAGACCAGUCUCGAUGGCAUCAGCAGCAUCCUCAAAAGGCCCCCCGCCGCCAAUAGGGAAAAAGCCGCCUCCUCCGCCCGGGUCCAGGAAACCCUCAACCGCACCAUCACACUCUCACCUGUCUCUUCCUCCUCCUUUACCGGGCUCACAUGCGCCGCCUCCACCCCCAUCAUCUGCUCCAGCGCCGCCGGCACCUCCACCUCCACCACCAACAUCUGCGCCGGCACCGCCACCUCCGCCGCCAGUAUCGGCACCCGCACCACCACCGCCUCCCCCAGCCGCGGCUCCCAGACCACCCCCUGCUACAACGCGAUCACAACCCCCUCCUCCUCCGCCCUCAGGACCACCAUCUAACUCAACAUCACCAAAUAUAGCAGUCCAAGCAGCAAUGCGUGCAACGGCAACAGGAGGCCGUGCUUCUUCUCCUACCGGCGUACUACCCCCUCUCCCCCCGUCUUCCGCGCCAACACCACCUCCCGUAGUGCGAGAUCCGCCUUCGAAUCGCCAGCGCGCCAGCUCGAAUCUCCGCUCGAUGCUAGACCCGAGCACAUACACGCUAGUCCCCAACGGCACCAGCAAGAGCCCGAGCCCUACUCCCACAGGAAGCGCGAUACCCAGCCCGCGCGAGGCGAGCAGAGGCGAGCGGUAUAUCAUCCACGACAGCCGCUGGCGUUUCAAGGAUGAGAGCGAAUUCCCCAAACCCCGACCCUUCCAAGGCGGUCCCCGCAAGUACCGAGCCGGUCGUGGGAGCAGCGUGCCGCUGGACCUAAGUGCGCUCUAG
Messenger RNA from Daldinia childiae, 1362 nucleotides. RefSeq lists its product as uncharacterized. NCBI's taxonomy places the organism in Eukaryota, Fungi, Ascomycota, Sordariomycetes, Xylariales, Hypoxylaceae. Gene Ontology annotation, molecular function: actin binding. The record is from RefSeq and is a predicted model, not a curated record. The transcript is spliced from 2 exons. Bases 1 to 1362 code for a protein of 453 amino acids.